AUGGUCUGUCUUCGACUUCAUUAUGAGAACCUCAAGCGGGACAGCAUCCGGUUAAGAGAUGGAUACGAAUUCCUGCGGAAGGAAAACGAAAACCUGAGGAAAGACAACGAAAAACUCAGACUUGACCUGGAGAACGUGAAGCAUGAGACAGGAAACGUCAAGUCUUCCCUGCAGAACAAUCUCGAUGAAGUCACAAUUGAAUCCUUCACUGGAAAGAAAGACUCCAAUCUCGAUGGAGUGGAGAUGACCAAUCGACUUGUAAUAGAAAAAAUUAUUGAGCAUGAGAAGUCCAUCGCGCUAUUGAAGAUGAACAUUGAAAACCUGUGGAACGAAAAAGAAAGCCUUCGGCGCAACCACGAGAGCUUCAAGGAAGACACGGACAAGCGAUUUGAAGCCUUCAGGCAGGACAAUGAGAACAUCACGCAGGACAAUGAAAGACUUCGACUUCAUUAUGAGAACCUCAAGCGAGACAGCAUCCGGUUAAUAGAUGGAUACGAAUUCCUGCGGAAGGAAAACGAAAACCUGAGGAAAGACAACGAAAAACUCAGACUUGACCUGGAGAACGUGAAGCAUGAGACAGGAAACGUCAAGUCUUCCCUGCAGAACAAUCUCGAUGUCAGAGACCAGAUAAAACGUCACAAUCACGUUACGGACGAAAGACUUCAAUAUCUGGAGGCGAUAAGUCUGCAAAUCGAUCCAGUAUCCACGAUCGUUCUCCACGAUUCGAUGGCCGAUACGAAGAUCGAUCCUUGUGCUGGUCCUGGCUGCUACAGGCGGAAAAUCAAGUACAACGCAUCGCUCAAACAGAUGGUGGCUUUGAUCGAUCAGUCGAUGCAUUGCAGUCAGGAAAUAAGGUUCGACUGCUUUUCCACGGCCUUGAAUACAGGAGAAAGGCAGCAUGCAUGGUGGUUGGACCGAGAUGGGAAUCCUCAGGUUUACUGGGAUGGGUCAAACGGAGAAAAACACGUGUGCAGAUGUGGUCUCUCCAACAACUGUACGGACAAAGCACUGCCGUGCAACUGCGACGCAAAAGCCCCACAAUGGGAGUCUGACUCGGGAGCGAUCACCAACCGAACGGCACUCCCGAUAACUGAACUGCGAUUCGGGGGAUUACAAUUUACGGGUCAGAAGGCGAAAUACACACUGGGCGGAUUAGCUUGCAAAGGCAAGGCACCUUCGGCGGAGAACCCAGCGGAAUCGUGCUCGUCUCUCCGUCGAGCCGGACACACUCGUUCGGGUUAUUACCUGGUCCAGGAAAAAAAAGAACGAUUGGACGUCGUCCUCUGUCGGAUGGAAUUUGAAGACUCCGACGCAGGCUUCCAGACGGAUACUGGUGCUCGCAUCGUUGCGAAAGGCGUCUAUUUUGAUGCCUACAUCAAAAGUGAAUGGGAGGAAAUUGGCGUAAUUUCUUACAAUGGGACCGAGGUGAACAUAGGCAACGGAAUGGAUCCAAGCACCGGGAUUUUCACCGCACCCCUGGACGGCAUUUAUGCCUUCCAUUUUCAUUAUUUGGGUCGGUACGGUUCAGACACCCGGGUACAUCUCAGAAAAAACCAAGUGAACAAAGGAGCUUUGUUUGCGUCCCAAAAUUACACCGAAGUCUCGGGCCAAGCGAUCCUCCUCAGUCUCAAAUUGGGUAACAAAGUAGACGUUUACUUGGCCUUCGGAAAAGUUCAUGGAGUGCAUCAAGAUACCCAGAGUAUCGAGAUUGCUGAAGAAUUCAAACGGAAAGGUGGCCUGCCAGUCGACGUCAUCAUCACCGUGAUCGUUUUCACAAUUUCGAUACUGUGA
Messenger RNA from Darwinula stevensoni, 1791 nucleotides. The record is from the annotation of a GenBank genome assembly. NCBI's taxonomy places the organism in Eukaryota, Metazoa, Arthropoda, Ostracoda, Podocopida, Darwinulidae.